AUGAGACUCAUUGAGGAUCUUGCGUACGGAAAGACAGCCCCGACCGACCUGAUCCACCUGAAGAUCGCGGAUCCCAUCACUCAGAGCCUGAAGCACGGAGGCGAGGUAGAUGACAUGGCCGGUGUGAUUGGAACCGUGGCGAACAAAGGUAUUCACAACAACAACGGUUUGGGUCACGGCAAGACCUCGUCAGAACUCAAGAUUUACGAGAUGGUUCAACUUCCCUGCACUCUGGACAAUCCGUCCUACUUUGCCGAUCCGUACGUUGCCAAAACCGGGAGAGAUGCCAGCGGGUAUGUUCUUGCUGGCCUAGCACAGGCAAUCGCCUUCUCGAAUGGACUGGACCCGGUGAUGGUCGUGCUGGUCCAGCCCAAGGCAAACACCAAGUCAAAGAGCAAAGACAUGGACCGCAACAAAUGGACACAAAAGGUGGUUUUCCAAGAUGACGGGCAUAUUCUCCGAACCGCCAGCACAGCUGUUCUGGUAGCAAUUGACCCGGAUGAGAACAAUGGGAAAAAGCAAGCAAACCUCUUUGUGACCGGUCCGCUGGGCCAAGGGGUCGUGACGCCAGUCAAUGCGCGUGGUGAUAUAUAUGCAUGCGGAUAUACACCUAUUCGGCCCCUUCUCGAUAACCUCGAGGAAAUCAAACCCUACCUCUGCAACCAGUUCUAA
Messenger RNA from Aspergillus nidulans FGSC A4, 672 nucleotides. RefSeq lists its product as uncharacterized. The transcript is spliced from 3 exons. Lineage: Eukaryota; Fungi; Ascomycota; Eurotiomycetes; Eurotiales; Aspergillaceae. The coding region runs from base 1 to 672 and encodes 223 amino acids. The record is from RefSeq and is a predicted model, not a curated record.